Eleginops maclovinus (Patagonian blennie) is the source of this 1521-nucleotide messenger RNA. RefSeq lists its product as uncharacterized. Lineage: Eukaryota; Metazoa; Chordata; Actinopteri; Perciformes; Eleginopidae. The record is from RefSeq and is a predicted model, not a curated record. The transcript has 2 exons. The coding region runs from base 282 to 1268 and encodes 328 amino acids.
AUUUUCUGAUCACUACUUUGUUUUUAUUAUUAACUUUGUCACUAUUUCACACGAUUGGUGAAAUCCUUUGAUUCCUGUUAUGUAUUUGAGUGUACUCCUUUGUGUUACCAUCCCUCAAAUGCAGCUCAACAAGGAAACACUGUGGAUUAAAACAGUCUACUAAACAGAUGUAACUUGAUACUCGCUUGAUUUUUUUUUUCUCAAUAUGAAAACUGUGGAUUCCCUCCUAAUACCGACUGGGCUUUGGACAUCUUAACUGCAGGUCAAGUCGACGCAAGCUGAUGAAGAUGUUGGGCAGAGUCACCUGGUGCUGUGCAGCUCUGCUCCUUGCCCUGACCUCUGUGUCGGCUGUACAGAAGACACUCAAAUCAAUCAGUGAUUUGAAGAAAAUCGACUUUCGCCAAUCUGUGCCCAUGCACAGUCUUCUGCUGCUCCACUGGUUUGCCAACAAGAUCAACAUCGACAACAACGGUAUUAUACAGCUGACCUUUGACCCAGAGAGUGGAGAUUAUGGUUCACAUCAUUAUGGCAACUUUGAGGGGCUGCUGGACCCACUGCCUCUGGGAAAUCAAUACCAGUACUACACUAUUGGAAAUCUCAAUGAGGACACCUCAUACGAACUUCCUCCUUAUGUUUUAGAUCCCCUAGUUGAGGAUGUGGAAAGCAACAUGGACCGGAUCAUAUUUCGGGUCAGGAAUCAAAACAUAGGGCGAGUGUACCAGUCAAUAGACAGAGUGUAUAUCACACAGCAUUACGACAGUAAUGAAAAUCAGGGGACCGCUUAUGAUCCAGAUCAUACCUACAGGAUCAAUAUUAACCUCCUGAGACAGAUCAGAGAGUUUGAUGUUGGAGAAAAUGCACGGCCACUGUCAUAUCUCAGAAACCGCUUUGGAAGCAACGCUGAUGAUUUCGACAUAGAAAACACAUGGGGUGAACUUGCUUGCCUUGGUCUGCUGUUGUACAUUGUGAUCCAGGAAAAGCACACCUCUAAACAACAACCUAACCGCCCUAAAAGCAAAAGAAAUCCUAGUAAUGAGAGAAAGCACAAUUUUCCUAGAAAUGUCCAAAACAAGGUUUCAAGGUUUCAAGGUUUUAAGGGAGAUUGUGUCGUGAAUAUCCCAAGUUAUGAGGACCCUGUAGCCAGCAGACAGACAGUAAACAGAGAAUCAGACUGUUGCAACACCUCAAAAUCCUGUUUGAUUUGCUGUUUGAUUUGUGUUGCCUGCAUAAUUGUAUUGGGUAUAAUAAUAUUUUUUUUUACAAGAUAAGAAGAGAUAAAACUACAUUUUUUUUUGUUGAAGUGUAUAGCCCCAUGUAUUCAUACAGUUUGUAAAUAAAAGCAGGGUUUUUUCUUUAUAAUUGAAACUGAGCACAUUGGCAUUUAUUGGAUAUUAUUACACACUGCUUCGGUGCGGUCAUGAAGCUCUAGGGUUCAGCAUUAAUAAUCCAAUAGCAAAGAUUAACUGAUGAUUGUACAAUGUCUGAUACAGAUGAAUAAAAUACAAUUUCACUGAAAAAUGA